AUGGACAGCCUCAAGGGAGCCAAGUUGCCGAGCGCGCCGAAGGGCGGGAGCGCGCUCGUCAAGGUGGCGGUGCUCGGCGGCGCGGGGCUCUACGCUGUCCUCAACAGCUUCUACAACGUCGAGGGCGGCCACCGCGCCAUCGUCUUCAGCCGCCUCGAGGGGAUCAAGGACAAGGUGUACCCAGAAGGAACUCACCUGCUGAUCCCGUGGAUCGAGAGACCGAUUGUCUACGACGUCCGCGCCCGACCCAACCUCGUCGAGAGCACCUCCGGAAGUCGCGACCUCCAGAUGGUGAGAAUUGGUCUUCGUGUUCUUACUCGACCCAUGCCAGAUCAGCUACCUAAAAUCUACAGGAACCUGGGGGAGAACUUCAAUGAGAGAGUUCUGCCUUCAAUCAUUCAUGAAACACUCAAAGCUGUGGUUGCUCAAUACAAUGCCAGUCAGCUGAUCACACAGAGAGAGGCUGUGAGCAGGGAGAUUAGGAAGAUUCUGACUGAGAGGGCCAACAACUUCAAUAUCGCUCUGGAUGAUGUGUCCAUCACAAGCCUCAGCUUUGGAAAAGAGUUUACUCAUGCCAUUGAAGCCAAACAGGUUGCUGCGCAAGAAGCUGAGCGUGCCAAGUUCAUUGUUGAGAAGGCCGAGCAGGACAAGCGCAGUGCAAUCAUAAGGGCACAGGGUGAGGCUAAGAGUGCUGAGCUGAUUGGUCAAGCCAUUGCGAACAACCCCGCUUUCCUGGCUCUGAGACAGAUUGAAGCUGCCAGGGAGAUCUCCCACACCAUGGCGGCCUCAAGCAACAAGGUGUUCCUUGAUUCCAGGGACCUUUUGCUUGGGCUCCAGCAACUGAAUGUGGGGGGCGAACAAAAGAAGUGA
Molecule: messenger RNA, 870 nt
Organism: Miscanthus lutarioriparius
Lineage: Eukaryota; Viridiplantae; Streptophyta; Magnoliopsida; Poales; Poaceae
Source: the annotation of a GenBank genome assembly